Messenger RNA from Homalodisca vitripennis (glassy-winged sharpshooter), 849 nucleotides. Its product is annotated as piggyBac transposable element-derived protein 3-like. NCBI's taxonomy places the organism in Eukaryota, Metazoa, Arthropoda, Insecta, Hemiptera, Cicadellidae. The record is from RefSeq and is a predicted model, not a curated record. The coding region runs from base 1 to 849 and encodes 282 amino acids. Gene Ontology annotation, molecular function: sequence-specific DNA binding. The transcript has 2 exons.
AUGGUGCCCUACUACGGAAGACAUGGAGCAAAGCAGCAUAUCCACGGAAAACCUAUCCGCUUUGAAUAUAAAGUUUGGGUUCUCGCAAGAAGACUAGGCUACAUCGUUCAAGGAGAGCCGUAUCAAGGCAAAGUCCGGAACAUCAGUCCCAGGACUAGGCGUUGGAGGAUCAGUGCUGACAGAGUGGAGAAAGCUCCCCUUCCAGAACCAGAAACCGUAACUAAAGAAGAACAAGGAUCAUACUACCAACUUACUGACCUAGAAACUAAAAUCACGUUUGUCCACUACAAUGACAACAGUGUGUUCACUAUCGCAUCUACUGUUGCUGGAGCUAAGCCUCUUGGCAAAGCGAAGCGGUGGUCAAAUGAACAUAAAAAACAUAUUUAUGUGGAUCAACCUGCCUGUAUUGUCUUGUACAAGACUUAUAUGGACGGCGUUGAUCGUUUGGAUGAAAACAUUUCCAUAUACCGCAUCAAUGUCAGAUCAAAAAAAUGCUAUUGGCCAAUGAUAUACAUGCUCAGUGUAUUGAUGAACAAUGCUUGGCUUAUUUAUCGAAUGACCCCUAAAGGCAAGGAAAAAAAGUUGGAUUGCCUUUCUUUUACAAGGUAUGUAGUCCAAAGUUACAUGGCAACCUACAAAACAAUCAGACCGGCAGCAGGACGACCAAGUUCAAAAGAUGUAACAAGGGUUAUCCCAGACGUCCGCUUCAGCGGUAAUCAAUUUUUAGCUUCCUCUGCUACGCAAAAAAUAUGUGGUCACUGUGGCAAAGCGACCAGGAAAAUUUGUGAAACUUGUAAGGUUGGCUGUCACGUGUUGUGUGACAAGGUAUUCCACUCAAGGGCACAAUAG